AUGCAUGAAGGGCUUCAGCCUGCGCGCCAACUUGACAGCGAAGAGUGCAUCAAGAAGUUCAUCGCUGCGGUGCAGACACUGUUUGUAUACAAGGUCAAGACCAUUCGACAUGGUAGUGCACGAGAGUUCUCGACAGCGUCGCUAAAGGCAUUCUACGACGAUCAAGAAAUCGAGCAGCAGGUCACCGUUUCGUAUGCGCACCAGACUAAUGGUACAGAGGAACGAGCGGUUUGA
Molecule: messenger RNA, 234 nt
Organism: Peronospora matthiolae
Lineage: Eukaryota; Oomycota; Peronosporomycetes; Peronosporales; Peronosporaceae
Source: the annotation of a GenBank genome assembly